This is a messenger RNA of Malus domestica (apple), 2510 nucleotides long. The record is from RefSeq and is a predicted model, not a curated record. NCBI's taxonomy places the organism in Eukaryota, Viridiplantae, Streptophyta, Magnoliopsida, Rosales, Rosaceae.
AUGCAUGAGCUAAAUCUUUUAAAUGAUGUUAAGGACCUCGAUCAAAAAUAUUUAAACAAACAAGGUUUCAGUCUAACAAUUAGCAUCUACCCAGGAACCGGAAGUGACCGACAACCCACAUUGCCAAUUCCGCACCAAAAGAUAACACUUGUGGGGCCCCUAGGAAAGAGCGAUAUUGUGAAUGGUGAACUGGUUUCUCUCGAGAGGGAGUUAUCAACCCUUCGCAAGAAUGGGACUAUUGAUCCUUUUGGACUCUACUUGUAUGGCCUUGUGCUCAAAGACAAAGGCAGCAAGAGUCUUGCUCUUACAGUUCUUGUGGAGUCUGUUAAUAGCUACCCUUGGAACUGGAGUGCCUGGUCGGAGCUGCAGUCGUUGUGCACUACAGUUGAUGUCUUGAACAGCCUUAAGCUCAAUAACCAUUGGAUGAAGGACUUCUUUCUCGCCAGUGCUUAUCAAGAACUGAGGAAGCACAUUCUAUCACUUCUUUCCUACGCCGCUUCCAAAUGGGCGGCAGAGCAGCUCGUCGGCAUCAUCGAGCAAGACCCGGUAAAGUUCACGCCUGCGAACACGAGAUUCCAGCGCGGGAGCUCCAGCAUCCGGCGCAGAUUCCGCACCAACGACAUCACCUCGACGCCGGCUGCCGGCGUGUCGUAUGUGUCCACUCCGGUGAUGGAGGAAGAUGACAUUGUGGACGGCGAUUUCUACCUCCUUGCUAAGUCGUAUUUUGACUGCAGGGAGUACAGAAGAGCUGCUCAUGUGCUUCGUGAUCAGAACGGAAAGAAGUCGGUCUUCUUACGCUCCUAUGCUCUUUAUCUGGCUGGAGAAAAACGGAAAGAGGAAGAAAUGAUAGAACUUGAGGGGCCCCUAGGAAAGAGCGAUAUUGUGAAUGGUGAACUGGUUUCUCUCGAGAGGGAGUUAUCAACCCUUCGCAAGAAUGGGACUAUUGAUCCUUUUGGACUCUACUUGUAUGGCCUUGUGCUCAAAGACAAAGGCAGCAAGAGUCUUGCUCUUACAGUUCUUGUGGAGUCUGUUAAUAGCUACCCUUGGAACUGGAGUGCCUGGUCGGAGCUGCAGUCGUUGUGCACUACAGUUGAUGUCUUGAACAGCCUUAAGCUCAAUAACCAUUGGAUGAAGGACUUCUUUCUCGCCAGUGCUUAUCAAGAACUGAGGAAGCACAGUGAAUCCUUAAAACAAUAUGAAUAUCUUAAGGGCACUUUUGUUUUCAGUAAUUACAUUCAGGCUCAAAUUGCAAAGGCACAAUACAAUCUCAGGGAAUUUGAACAAGUUGAAGCAAUUUUUGAAGAACUUCUCAGGAAUGACCCUUAUCGAGUGGAAGACAUGGACAUGUAUUCCAAUGUGCUAUAUGCAAAGGAGUGCUACUCUGCACUAAGUUAUCUUGCCCAUAGAGUAUUUAUCACUGAUAAAUACAGGCCUGAAUCUUGUUGUAUUAUCGGAAAUUACUACAGCUUAAAAGGGCAGCAUGAGAAGGCGGUUGUGUACUUUAGGAGGGCACUCAAAUUGAACAGAAACUAUUUAUCUGCUUGGACCCUUAUGGGUCAUGAAUAUGUUGAGAUGAAAAACACCCCAGCUGCUAUUGAGGCAUAUCGACAUGCUGUAGAUAUAAAUCCAUGUGAUUAUCGAGCUUGGUAUGGAUUAGGACAAGCUUAUGAGAUGAUGAGUAUGCCCUUGUAUGCUCUUUAUUACUUCAAGAAAUCAGUAUUCUUGCAGCCAAAUGAUUCUCGGUUGUGGAUUGCUAUGGCCAAAUGUUAUGAAACUGAACAGCUGCACAUGACUGAGGAAGCGAUGAAGUGUUACAAAAGGGCAGUUAAUUGUAAUGACAGGGAAGCAAUUGCCCUGCACCAACUAGCAAAGCUAAAUUCUGAACUUGGACGUUCUGAAGAGGCAGCUUAUUACUACAAGAAGGAUUUGGAGAGGAUGGAAGCCGAAGACAGGGAAGGACCAAAUAUGGUAGAAACCCUGUUAUAUCUUGCUCAAUACUAUAGGCAGCAGAAAAGAUUUGAAGAAUCAGAGAUCUACUGUACCCGUCUUCUAGAUUAUACUGGCCCAGAAAAGGAAACAGCAAAGAGCUUACUUCGAGGAAUGAGAAUAGAACAAGCUGGUGGUCCUUCAAUGGAUGUUGAGCACUUUCCUCCCUAAUUUAGUCAUGAUGUAUGAAUAUGAAAAUGCUCUUGUGGAGAAGAAGAUGCCCAAAGAGAAUUGGCUCUAAUUUAAUAGAUUAUACAAGGUUGGUAUCGGUUUUGAUUGAUGUAAUUUGUCAUUGGGGUAUCAAAUCCUAGAUGAAUUGGUAUGAAUGUUGAUUACAAUAGUCUGAAUGUUUCUAUAACUACUGCAUAACUGCCAUGUGCAAUGGUGCUAAGCUUGUUAUCUAGUUUGAGAAUCGAGAUUAGUGAAGGCAUAUUCUAAUGGUACUUGAAGGGUAAGGCCUUCAAAUACAUGUAUGAAGAAUGAUAUAUUGAUAGUAUUGAAAGCACAAUAUGAGAGAAAAAAAA